This is a messenger RNA of Pocillopora verrucosa, 2260 nucleotides long. RefSeq lists its product as uncharacterized. The record is from RefSeq and is a predicted model, not a curated record. Lineage: Eukaryota; Metazoa; Cnidaria; Anthozoa; Scleractinia; Pocilloporidae.
GAUAAUUAUCGGUAAAUUUGGCACCACUUUCGCACGCCAAGAUCUUAACAGAUUACCAAAUACGUUCAUUUUUGCUUUUGCGCUAUCCCACGAACCAUUUCUUUUAAGAGACCAUGGUUACAAACAAGCUGUAUGAUUGAUGAAUCGAACCACUAAGCCGCACAUGUAUGAAAUGAGAUAGCAAGAAUUCGCGUGGUAUUUAUCGACUAAUCUAUUCGAGGACGUUGCCAAGACAAGGAACAGCGUUAAAACAAGACUUUAGAAACGGUCUAAGGGAAACUGUGUGUCAUCUGUGGAACCGUUUGAGAAAUUUAAAGAGUCCACUAAACAGCGACGUUUCCUGUUGGAUUUUAUUUCAGUUCGGCAAAACGUUCAAACUUGCCUUCUUCCCUGAAGACAACGGAAAAGAUUCGAAAGGCCUCGUUUUCAGCUUAGUUCAAAGAGGCAUCAGCUUGUUUUUUUCAUGAUGAUUUGCGAUCGAUGAAAGGACUUCGAUUGAACUGAUAUGAAAAGUAAGUAGGGCUUUGGUAAGAAUUAUUUGGAAUCGAUUUUAACGAUUAGAACUGAAGAACUUCCGCUCGGAGAACUCGGACAGUGAAGAAUGUCAAACCGGACGAUCACGCGUAAAGGGGACCUGUCCAUCUUUAAUAGAGAUCCUCCCUCGUGCUUCUCUAAUCGUGUGGCAAGAGUUCGCCGUUGUAAUAGCUUGGAAGACAGACGACUGCAGGACCAACUUCGAUCGAUACACUUAGAACACGUGAUAAGAAAUCGCAACAUCUUCAAAGAACAGCAAACACUGGUAAAGCAAUUGAAUGGUAUUCAAACAGUGCGGGAAACACCGCAAAUAGGACUAGAAAGGCGGAGGUUACAACAGGUCAGUCCCGUGUAUCCCAAUUUAGCACAGCGAAGCGGAAACUCGACUAAAUUAGUCCAUGAACGGGCUAAUUCCGCCCAGCCACCUUCGGUAAGAAGCCAUUCACCGUCCCUUGCUACGCAGUGCAGUGCCGUCACGCCAUUCCCCAGUCCAGAUUGCAGGUGUAGUUACACAGGACACCGUAUGCGUCGGUCUCAUACUUUAACAACAAGUCCGCAUGAAACGUUCAAAAGAUCAGCCACAGUUCCUUUAUUCACAUCGUUCGGCGAAUUAAGAGAAAAUUCGGGUCCGAGUUCAAUGCAUUUAACAGACUUCAAGGAAGACCACGAUGAAUUAGCAAACCCGUUAGCAGCGAGGACACAUAUCAGGUUGAAAUCCUGUCGGUUGCCAAUUAUUGGCAAUAAAUAGCGAAAUCUAAUCCCUUCAUCUUUGAUAAUAUUAUAGUCUUCUGUUUCCAAAUUUACCAGUCACCAUUGUAGCCGAAAACCUGUGACAAAAGCACUCGGCAGGAGUCAAAGCUGUGAGACAUCUGUUCCCGUGCAAUUUCUAACAACAACAGCUUUAUGUAUGUCUUAUUCCUUUGAAUAAGCCUCCGUGUACAAGUCUUGUAUUGCUGUUGCUUCAUAAGUGUGGGAAGCAUUAACACGCAGGCUAUAAAAGCCAUAACCUCUUUGAAGCCACAGGAAAUAGCCAUUGAACCACUGGUUGUUUGCCUUCAUUUUACACACAUAGCAAACCCUCUUGGGGAUUUGAUGGCACCACAGAAAUUAAUGAUAAACUGGCCCCAGCUAAGGCCAUCAAAAAAUGGAUGCCACUUGGGUGUUAAUUACAUAUCAUUCUAGCCACUGAAAGAUGGAUAUAAAACUGUUAGCAUGUAUAUAAAAUGAUUUAUCAAUGAAGACUGAGACCUCGAGGUUCCACAGAAGCUGCUCAAAUAGAGAAGUUUUAACUUUUUAGAAAAUUAUGCAUGUAUACAUAUAUCUAAAAAUUGGAAUAAAAUAUUUUGAUAUGCUGCAAAAUUACUGCAGACCUACAAAAGUUACUUACUUAACCAUCAUUCCAAUGAAGCAAAUUGUAAGACCGAAAGCCCUCUACACAAACGAAGAUUGUUAGGUUAUCAAUGUUACAACUUCUCUACAUAAAGAACAACUGAGAGAUGAGGUAGCCUUAUGAUUAGUGUACUGGACUCAGGGUCGAGUGUUAGGGUAGGUGACCUGGCCAGAUGAAACACUCUACUCUCACAGCGCCUAUCUCCACCCAGGAGCAUAAAUGGGUACUGGCAAAUUGCUAGGGAAGCCUGAUGAAAUGCUAGAGGGUAACCUCAUGAUAGACCAGCAUCCUAUCCAGGGGGAGUACUGAUAGUUCUAGCCACUUCAUGCUCAGGAA